GGAAGGUUAUAAGAGAUUUGUAUUUUUUUUAAAUUGUGUACUCUUUUUAUAUAGCUUAGUUUAGUUUAAUUCUUAUAAAAUGAUGUCCAGCGCAAUGAGACAGCUUGAGGAGAGGCAUAUGGCUUCAAAAAUAGAACUUAUGGUUUGGUCGAAUAAAAUGGAUUUACUUGCAUUAUCUAACGUUAAAGGUGAAGUUACACUUCAUAGACUUAGUUGGCAAAGAGUUUGGACUCUUUCUCCUCCUGGGGAGGAUAUUUCUGUUAAUGGGAUUGCAUGGAGACCAGAUGGCCAGGUGAUUGCCAUUGGAUACAGCAAUGGAAUUGUGCUCAUUGUUGAUGUAGAAAAUAAGGAUAUUGUUCAUAAAAACAAUUAUUCAACCAGUGAGAAUGAAAGUUGUUCAAUAUCUUCAAUAUGCUGGCUUGAAGAAAAGAGUUCACUUACGGGUACUAACUGCAGUAACCUCAUACAGGAGAAUGCUGCUGAUUUCUUACCCCGCCUUCCUCCUAUUUCAAGAACUUUUGGAUCCAUCAAUGAAGAAUCAAAUGAAAAUCUUGAAGAUACUAAGAAGGUAUCCUGCCAGAAGGAACUGAAUUUUCUAGUUGUAGGAUUUACUAGUGGUAAAUUGUUUGUUACUGUAUUUGGGUUGUUUGAGUGCGGUAUUAUUCAUCUUCCCGAUGAUCUCAAGUCAAAUGCCAUUCCAGUUGCUGUGGAAAUUUCUGCUGAUUUAAAAAAUAUAUUUGUGCUUGUUAGCAACGGAAACUGUUUAAAAUUGAUUGUCUAUGAUAGCUAUGUUUUGAACUCAUAUUGUAAAGAAAUAUAUGCCUUGGCUUACAAGCAUGGUCAGAUAAUGAGCUUAAUGGACUAUCUAGAUAAUACCAUGCAUGCUGUCUGUGAAGCUUAUGAAAAUAUUUUACUUCUUGAUAUGGAGUCGAAACUAUCUCAUUAUGCUGACUCUAUGCCUGAGGGCACUGUAUCAGCAGAUUUUUUGGAAUUGCUUAUGUUCGGCCACAUGACAGAUUCUUUGGAAUCCUUCCUUUUGCACGAUCUCACUGACAAAGGAAUCAAGAAACUAAGACACUCUAUAGAACUUAGCCAUUCCAACAUUCAAAAACUUGUACUGAAGCAUGUUCAAGCAGUUGGACAAAGCAUAGCGUUUCAUCUUUCCGAAUUAAAAGGUAUGGCUCGUUAUACAGAACGCUUCCAAGUUCUUGGUGUAGAUGAGCCAAUGGUCACAAAAAGCUUUUCAGAGGUCGGCUCUUUCCUGGUUAAAGCCAAUGAGGUUCUCUUAGUUAUCGAUGAAUCAAUGAAGAAGUAUAAAGCUUUAUUUAAAUGGUUAUAUGAUGUAAUCCUUAGAAUAUCUGAUGACCGAAUGCCCGACAUGCAAGUGCCUGGUAUAAAUGAACAAGACACUAGGUUUAUAGCGGAUUACUUAUAUAAUUUAGAAGGUUAUAAUGCCAAAUCUAGUAAGAAGCAUUGCUUUCUUGAUCAUCUAGGGCAGUACAUCAAUGAUGAAGAGUUGACACAUACUUUAAGCCCUGAACUAAACCUUUGGGAAGUAUUUUUAAAAGAUAACCCUUGCAUUGCUGCCAAUCAAGCAAUCAUUCCUCGACAUGAUAAAUUAUCUUUGACUCAACAGCACAACAAACUUAAGCAGGUUCUAAAAGAUGCUUUUAGCAAUCCACAAAAAGCGAUUGGAUCCAAAAUUUCUGUAGCCUCUGUCACUAAUUUAAUGGGUGUAUCUUGCCUUCCAAAAGUCUCUAUUACUCAUUUGUUUGAAAAGGAUAAACUUAUUCUUGUGUUUUUACCUCAUUUAAAUACAACUAGUUAUGUAUAUAUGGAUAUUAUCGUUCAGGAAGGAAACAUAUCUAAAUCAAGUAUCUACUUCAAGUCUCAAGACAUCAAUACCGGUUAUACAGUUGUCGAUUUGCAGAUUUACAACAAGGACACCAUAUCAGUGCUUCUACAACAGCCUGGUGAAUCAAGAAAUUCUGUCUUCGUACAGAUGUCUAUGAGGAAAAUACAAGAGUCAGCGACUCCUGCUGAUGUUGAAAACUUUGUGGAUGGAAUAACACUGGUAGAACCGGGAGCACUGAGAGUCAUUGAAAAUAUGGUAGCCUGCAGGCUGGCUGUCAGCGGGACCCGGCGAGUCGCAGUCAUGCUUUCAGAAAACAUGCACAAAGUCAGGACUUACGAAAUGGAAGUUGAAGAGGAUGAAGAAGAGGAGGACAUGGAAACAACAAGAGAAAGUGAUAGCAGCUCGUUACAUCAAAGUAUUUAGUAACAAGUUUUCUCUUAGUUGUACAUUGUGUAUAUAUUUUCAGAAGUUAUUUUUAUUUAUUUUUUUGUUUACUUUAUCAGUGUUUUCUUUGUUAUUUAAUAAUAUAAUGGAAAUUUUUUUAAAAUUUAUUCAAUGGUUUUAUAUUGGU
This is a messenger RNA of Nezara viridula (southern green stink bug), 2426 nucleotides long. NCBI's taxonomy places the organism in Eukaryota, Metazoa, Arthropoda, Insecta, Hemiptera, Pentatomidae. The record is from the annotation of a GenBank genome assembly.